AAAAUGGGGGAAUCUUAUAUCAUUGCGAUAGACUUUGGAACAGCAUACAGUGGUUACGCUUUCAGUUUGACAUCGAGACAAGAAGAAGUAGAUCCCCAUGUGAAAUUCUGGGGUGAAGAAGUUGGACGAGAAACUCCAAAGACACCUACCUGCAUUCUGUUUGAUGAAAAUGAAGAGUUUGUCAGUUUUGGAUAUAAAGCAAUGCAGACAUAUUUAAAAAAAAGCGAAGAAUCCAAAAGACAGUUCUUCUUCAAUUGUUUUAAGAUGUUGCUAUACGACAAAACAAUCACUACCGACCUGACAAUUAAAGCAGCCAAUGGGAAGGAAAUGAAAGCUCUGAAGGUUUUUGCAGAGGCUCUGAGAUUCCUGAAGGAAGAUGCUCUAAAAACCAUUGAACAAAACACUGGAGGAAAGAAAUUCACAGAAUCUGACUUCACCUGGGUGCUGACUAUUCCUACCAUCUGGGAUAAUUCAGCUAAGCAGUUCAUGAGAGAAGCUGCAACUAAGGCAGGUAUUGUGAGAAAUGGAACUGGAAACAAUCUGGUGUUUGCUCUUGAACCAGAAGCAGCUUCAGUCCAUUGUAAAAAACUGCCACCUGAGGGUUUCAUAGCAGAAAAACAGGGAGGAAACAAACUUGACCAAUCUCCAGGAACUCGUUACAUCGUUGUUGAUUGUGGAGGAGGAACCAUUGACAUCACUGUUCACGAAGUCCUUAAAGGAGGAGUUCUAAAGGAGCUUCACAAGGCCUCUGGGAAUGAUAUAGCUGGACAAAGAGUGGACAGAAAAUUCAAAGAGUUCCUCAGAGACACAUUCUCUGCUGAAGUCUGGGAUGAAUAUGAAGAAAAGUGCCCUCAUGAGGUUGCAAGUAUAAUGUAUGACUUCACACUUUUCAAAAAAAUUGAUCAGGAUAUAGAAAUCAUCUGUCCACUGAAUCUGGGAAUGAUGGCUCAGAAAAAACAAAACAUGGAGGAGUUCUUUAAACACGUGCAAGGAGCAUCUUGGGAUGAGGGGUCAAUCAACAUAUCAAAGCAGAAACUGAGAACUUUCUUUGAAGAGAGUCUAAAGAGCAUCACUCUGAGUCUUACAGAGAUCUUGAACAAAGGAUUCAAAAUUGACUACAUUCUAUUAGUGGGAGGUUUUGCUGAAAGUCAGAUUCUACAGAAACACAUUCAUGAUGAGUUUAUUGAUAACUGCAAAGUUCUGUGUCCAUUUAGACCCCAAGAAAUUAUUAUGAAGGGUGCUGUAGAGUUUGGAAGAAACCAAGGUGUAGUGGCAUCAAGGAAAAGUGCCUAUACCUAUGGAUUAUGUGUCUCAGUGCCCUUUAGUGAGUCAAAGCACAGGGCAGACAAGAAAUACACAAACAAUGAGGGUUACUGGUGUACCGAUGUUUUUAGCAAACUGGUUGAAAUUGAUGAGGAUGUUGGUUGGAAUAAAACAAGAAAGGAAUCCGCAUGUCCUGCAGAAGGACAUCAAAAACAAAUAACUCUUGCAUUUUACCGCACAAAGAAGAAAAACGUAAUGUAUGUGGAUGAGCCAGAAGUGGAAAAAGUUGGCUCAGUUGUUGUUCAGUCGCCUGACACAACACUUGGAAUUAAGCGUGUGAUUGACCUAGAAAUAAAGUUUGGGUUCACAGAAAUGACAGCAACGGCCACUGACAGAGAGUCAGGCUCAGUAUACACAGUGAAACUAGACUUCAUGACAAAAUAA
This is a messenger RNA of Fundulus heteroclitus (mummichog), 1707 nucleotides long. Its product is annotated as heat shock 70 kDa protein 12A-like. Lineage: Eukaryota; Metazoa; Chordata; Actinopteri; Cyprinodontiformes; Fundulidae. Gene Ontology annotation, molecular function: ATP-dependent protein folding chaperone; ATP binding. Bases 4 to 1707 code for a protein of 567 amino acids. The transcript is spliced from 4 exons. The record is from RefSeq and is a predicted model, not a curated record.